This is a messenger RNA of Protopolystoma xenopodis, 267 nucleotides long. Lineage: Eukaryota; Metazoa; Platyhelminthes; Monogenea; Polystomatidea; Polystomatidae. The record is from the annotation of a GenBank genome assembly.
AUGGAGGAGAAAGCGGUCGAGGUUAAGGAAGUUAGAGACGACGCUGGCCUUCAGGCUGCACAACGUCGAGCAGAACGGGCGGAGCAGGAGAACAAACGUAUCAAAGAGCGCUGUCGCCACUUGGAGAAGGAACUCGCGGAAGUGAAUUCUUUGCGCUCCAAUCUGCGUAGCGAAUCUGACAAGGUGAGCAUGGUACAGGACUUUGCAAGUGAUAUGCUUUGCAGUUGCGCAAUCCUAUUUGAAAGGAUUGCUGGGUUGGUAUGUUGA